Carlito syrichta (Philippine tarsier) is the source of this 767-nucleotide messenger RNA. RefSeq names its product spermatogenesis associated 46 (gene SPATA46). Gene Ontology annotation, biological process: fertilization. Lineage: Eukaryota; Metazoa; Chordata; Mammalia; Primates; Tarsiidae. The record is from RefSeq and is a predicted model, not a curated record. Gene Ontology annotation, cellular component: nuclear membrane. The coding region runs from base 20 to 760 and encodes 246 amino acids. The transcript has 3 exons.
ACCCUGGAGUGGGCAGAAUAUGGAGAACUUCUCACUCCUCAGCAUCUCUGGACCUCGAGUUUCUUCCUCUGCCCUGAGCACUUUUCCUGACAUUAUAUCCUCACGUGCCACCAGCUUGCCAGACAUCGCAAAGACAGCGGCACCCUCUGAGGCAUCCAGCACAGCUCAGGCCCUGUCACCCCUGUACCAAAGUAGUACUCUCCGGCAUGGGGUGCAUAACACGACGCUCUUACCAGACUACACCUUGGGGGCCACCCAGAACGAGGAGCAGCUGAGGAGGAACUGCACCAUCUACCGGCCCUGGUUCUCCCCCUACAGCUACUUCGUAUGCUCAGAUAAGGAGAGCCACUUGGAGGUCUGCAGCUUCCCAGAAGUGCAGCGGGAUGAGGGCGGGGGGGACACCUGCCUUCCUGAGGACAUGGCUGAGAGCAUCUGUUCGUCCUGUUCCUCCCCUGAGAACACUUGCCCCCGAGAAGCCACCAAGAAAUACAGGCACGGCCUGGACUCCAAGGACUACAUCACGUGCCAGGAUAUCCUAAUGGCCUCUAAGUGGCACCUGGCACAGCAAAACGGUUACAAGUGUGCAGCCUGCUGCCGCAUGUACCCCACCCUCCACUCUCUCAAGAGCCACAUCAAAGGGGGCUUCAAGGAGGGGUUCAGCUGCAAGGUGUACUACCGCAAGCUGAAAGACCUCUGGGGCAAGGAGAAGGCACGGUCGGGAGACAGGGUCUCCUUGGGCAGCUGCCAGGCCUUCAAGUAGUCCGGCU